Molecule: messenger RNA, 2522 nt
Organism: Panicum virgatum (switchgrass)
Lineage: Eukaryota; Viridiplantae; Streptophyta; Magnoliopsida; Poales; Poaceae
Product: 4-hydroxybenzoate polyprenyltransferase, mitochondrial-like
Exons: 7
Coding region: 1350-2084 (244 amino acids)
Biological process (GO): ubiquinone biosynthetic process
Cellular component (GO): mitochondrial inner membrane
Molecular function (GO): transferase activity, transferring alkyl or aryl (other than methyl) groups
Source: RefSeq, a predicted model, not a curated record
CUCUCUCUCUCAAUCAUUCUUUCUUCUUCCUGAACCAAGUGACCAGCCGCGCAGCCGAGGGUGCUGCUGCUCGCCACCAGAGCGAGCGUGCAGGAGCUGAGCGCGCGUGGGAUAGAGCGAGGGGGAGGGUGGGGACGGUGGUGGAGCAGAAGCACAGAGGAUCUAGCGCGCGCGGGCGGUGCCGCGGCCGUCUCGGUGAUGCGGCGCGGUAGCCAGGGAGCACGGGCGGCGCCGCAGACAGCUCGGCAAGGCGCGGUGGCGCGGCAGCCAGCGCUGGCAGGCGCGCGCGGGCGGUGCCACGGCCGGCUUGGUGAGGCGGGCGGCAGGGCGCGGCAGCGUGGCAGCCAGGGAGCGCGGGCAGCGCCGCGGACGGCUGAGCAAGGCGCGUUGGCGUGGCAACCAGCGCUGGCCGGACGCGGGCGGGCGGCACCGCAGCCGGCUGGGUGAGGCGGGCGGCGAGCUUGACUGACGACGCGAUGCCGAGCACGGGGUUGCGGCAACAGCCUCGGCGGCGACGACAUCGGCGGCCGGCGUGAUGGCCUAGCUCUGGGGCUACAGCAACGACCUCCACUCGCGCCAAAACUGUGGUAAUCCGCACUUGAUCCGUGGCUGCCGUCGACGAGCUGCAGUGCGGCGUACAACGGGGUAGCACCGUCGUCUCCUCGUGUUGGACAACGAGCCCGCGCCGUCUCUUCGCGAGGCGACGAGGGCGUCGUCGCCUCGCUGCACCAGGGUCUUUUUUGCAAAACAUGCUGCACAUAGACGACAAACCGACGAGCGUUGUACGUGCCCUAAGCCUUUUUGUCCCUACCGUCAAGUCUGUCACACUGCUACGAAAAGGGUUUGUAGGAGCGAGUGAAAAGCCACUUUUAAAGACGGAUACCCCACACGCCCUUGGUUUCGUAGCUAAAAAUACUAUUUGCAGAGGCGGGUAACAUGGCCGCCCUUGAAAAUUCAUUUUUAGGAGUGGGUCGUGCUCUCACCCGCUCGUAUUGAUCAAAUAAAAAAUAAAAAAACACCGAAGCAGCUACUAAAAAUCACUUUUUUAGUACCCGUUCGUGUUUUGCCCCGGUACUAAAAUGGCGUGGCCAUUUAGGACAUGUCAAUAACACCGAUUAAACCCUGAAAGCAAAUAACACUAGCAAAUCAAACCCUGAAAGACAAAUACUUUUCCUCACGUGGAUAUGACAAACUAAAUAUGCAAGACCAUGAGUUGUGCUAGAUGCCUAUAUUAUUAACUAGUAUGAAGGCCCUUGUCUAUGUUCACAUGUUGAGAGUAAUUUGUGUGCUUUUGUAUUCUGGUGUCAACUUGUUAGUAAAUAUCGAGUGGAUAUAUAUGUACACAACCUAUGUUGUCUUCGUCACGAAGAGAGGCUCCAUGCUUUGCUUUAUUACAGGUCAAUUGCAAAGCGGAGCUCCCAGACAUAAAAUUGCUGGCACUCUUUGGAUUCGGCACAACUAUCUUGAGGGGUGCUGCUUGCACGGUGAACGAUCUUCUCGAUCGAGACAUCGAUAAGAAGGUUGAGCGGACAAAAAGCAGGCCAAUUGCAUCAGGUGCUCUAACCCCUGCUCAAGGAUUUUACUUCCUAGUAUUUCAGGUUCUACUAUGGUUCGGUUUUCUUCUUCAACUGAAUAAACGUAGCCUUAUCAUGGGAGCUUCUUGGCUUGUUCUGUUUUUCUCUUAUCCCCUGAUGAAGAGGCUCAUACACUGGCCUCAAGCCUUUCUUGGCUUCACCGUCAGCUGCGGCGUUUUCAUAGGCUCGGCUGCUAUUAAAGAAAGCUUAGAUUAUGCCGUCCUCCUUCCAAUGUAUUUUGCUGGCAUAUGUUGGACACUGGUAUAUGACACAAUAUACGCACAUCAGGACAAAAAGGAUGACUUCAAAGCAGGAGUUAAGAGCACCGCCAUAACUUUUGGAGAUAAUACAAAGUACUGGCUUAGUGGCUUUGGUGCUGCAUGCAUUACCAGCUUAGCACUCACUGGCUACAAUGCUCACCUUGGUUCGUAUCAAACAAGUGGUUCGGAGCAUUCUUAUUUGGUGGAAUUUUAUUUGGGACCUUGCAAAAUGAUAAAGGAGAUCGUCUAAUCAAACUGCUAAUUGUGUGUGUGGAUUGUUCUGGUACUCGAGUACCAUAACUAAAUGGGCAAGAUGGAGUGAUCAGCUUGUAAGCGGAUAUACAGUUCUACCUACAACUCAGAAAUGCUUAAAACGUAACCUUCCCCGCAGAAGAAGCCUAGAACCAUAAAUAUAUUUGAAAUGCAUGUUCAUUGUUCAAUUGGAAUACAUUCAUGCCAUAUGGAUAAGCAACUUUGUACUAUAUUCUACCGUGUGAUUCUGUGUAUUCAGGCUUGGACAAUUAAGAUUCUCUUGGUACAUGAUUUAUUUCAAUUGAACAUGCAUUUCAAUAAAGUUAUGAGGGCAUCUCCAAUGGUUUGAACAAGUAAUAGCUUUAAGGAUGUACAUGUCACAGAAAGACGAUACUAAAGUUAGCUUCUCCAAUGGUUAGAGAUAGUAUUAGCUCUA